Cuculus canorus (common cuckoo) is the source of this 2351-nucleotide messenger RNA. RefSeq names its product integrin subunit beta 7 (gene ITGB7). Gene Ontology annotation, biological process: cell adhesion mediated by integrin; cell migration; cell-matrix adhesion. The record is from RefSeq and is a predicted model, not a curated record. Gene Ontology annotation, molecular function: integrin binding. Gene Ontology annotation, cellular component: integrin complex; cell surface; focal adhesion. Lineage: Eukaryota; Metazoa; Chordata; Aves; Cuculiformes; Cuculidae. Bases 14 to 2188 code for a protein of 724 amino acids. The transcript has 15 exons.
CAUCUGUGGGGCCAUGGCUGGGCUGGGGGGGCUCCUUCUGCUGCUGCUGCUGAUGGCCCGGGGGGGGCACGGGGAAGACUACUGUGACCCCCACGAGUCCUGCGAGGAGUGUGUGAGCGCUCACCCCCAGUGCGCCUGGUGCGAGGAGACGCACCCCCCAGAGCCCCUUCAGCCCCACGGCCGCGGCUCCGACCCAGACGGGACGCAGCAACUGCGGCCAUCGCGCGUCCAACUGCGACUGCGGCCCAGGGAGGAGCAGAGCUUCCAGGUGCGGUUCCGCCGGGCACAGGACCGCCCUGUGGACAUCUACUACCUGAUGGACCUCUCCUACUCCAUGCGCGAUGACCUGGAGAACGUCCGCAAGUUGGGCAGUGACCUCCUGGCGGCUCUGCGCAACGUCACCACCUCCGUCCGCAUCGGUGGGGACACGAGGGGUGAUCCUGGGAUGGAAGAUGGACGGAUGGGUUUCGGCUCCUUCGUGGACAAACCGGUGCUCCCCUUUGUCAGCACAGUGCCCUCGCGGCUGCGCAACCCCUGUCCGGAGCAGCCCGAGCCCUGCGCGCCCCCCACCGCCUUCCACCACGUCCUGUCCCUCACUGAUGACGCCGAGGAGUUCGCCAAGAGCGUCAGCCGCCAGCGUGUCUCCGGCAACUUGGACGCGGCUGAGGGUGGCUUUGAGGCCAUCAUGCAGGUGGCCGUCUGCCAGGAGCGCAUCGGCUGGCGCCGUGCCACCCGCCUGCUGGUCUUCGCCUCGGACGACGUCUUCCACUCAUCGGGGGACGGGAAGUUGGGCGGCAUCGUCCUCCCCAGCGACUCCCGCUGCCACCUCGAUGCCGGCGGCCGCUACACCAAAAGCCACAUCUACGACUACCCCUCCGUGGGGCACUUGGCUGAGGUGCUCUCGGCCGCCAACAUCCAUCCCAUCUUUGCCGUCACCGCUCCCACCGUCCCCACGUACCGGGAGCUGAGCCGCCUGAUCCCCAAAUCCGUGGUGGGAGAACUUCGAGAUGACUCCAGCAACGUGGUGCAACUCAUCGCCGACGCCUACGACAGCCUCUCCUCCACGGUGGAGCUGCGGCAUUCGCCGCUGCCGCCCGACGUCACCCUCACCUACGAGUCCCAUUGUGGGGACCCCCCCGACCCCCCCUCAGCGCUCGGGGGGCGCUGCACCCGCGUCGCCAUCGACCAGGAGGUGAGGUUCACGGUGCGGGUGCGCGCGGACGCCUGCCUGAGCUCGGGGGCGCGUGUGGGGCUGAGGGUGUUGGGGGUCCCGGAGGAGCUGAGCCUGGAGCUGAGCCCCCGCUGCGGCUGCCCCUGCGCUCAGCGCCGGCCCCGCACCCCCCUCUGCCAUGGGGGGGACCUCGACUGCGGUGUGUGCAGGUGCCCCAGUGGCCGCGGGGGUCUGCGCUGCGAGUUGGAGGUCUCGGCCGGGGGGAGGUCCUUGGGAUACAGCGCCCCCCCCAACAGCAGCCGCCCCCCCUGCGGCAGCUGCCAGAGACACCGGGGGCUGAUCUGCGGAGGGCCUCAGCGUGGCGAGUGCAUCUGUGGGAUCUGCCGCUGCCACGGUGGCUACCGUGGGCCCCACUGUGGCCACUGCCCCUCCUGCCGCCCCCCGUGCCACCGCCUGCGGCCAUGUGCGGAGUGCGUGGCGCUGGGCCGGGGGGCGCUGCCGGAGAGCUGCAGCCGGGGGUGUCCCCCCAACACCACCCGCGCCCCCGCCCCCCCCACCGACCCCCGAGAAUGGUGCCGCGGCCGCAGCCACGACGGGCGGGAGCUGCUCUUCCUCAUCCAGGGGGGAGAGGAGGAUGAGGGGGGGGUCACCCUCACCGUCUGGGCCGAGGAGGGGGGGGCCCUGGGGGGGCCCUGGACGGUGGCCGUGUUGGUGGCCGCGCCAGUGGUUUUUGGGGUGCUGGUGUUGGGGCUUUGUCGCCUCAGCCUCCAACUUCACGCACGACGAGAUUUCAGGCGCUUCCAGCAGCGCCGCCACCACCAUUGUCAACCCCCGGUACCAGCCCGGCUGAGGGGACCCCAUCGGGACCCCCCCAAAAUCUCUGGGGUCCCCCCCGGGACCCCCACCCAAUCCCUGGGGACCCCUAAAACUCCUCCCCAAGGCUGUGGACCCCCCAUAUCUUUAUGGACCCCCAUUAUCCCUGGGGACCCCCCACCCCCAAUUACUGGGGAUCCCUAAAACUCCUCCGUAUCCUUGGGGACCCCCCAUAUCUCCAGGGACCCCCAUAUCCCUGGGGACCUCCCCCCCCCCCCAAUUACUGGGGAUCCCUAAAUCCCAUCCUUGGGGACCCCCUAUAUCUCCAGAGACCCCCAUAUCCCUGGGGACCCCCCACCCCCAAUUA